Messenger RNA from Nerophis lumbriciformis (worm pipefish), 1724 nucleotides. Its product is annotated as guanine nucleotide-binding protein G(olf) subunit alpha-like. NCBI's taxonomy places the organism in Eukaryota, Metazoa, Chordata, Actinopteri, Syngnathiformes, Syngnathidae. Gene Ontology annotation, cellular component: heterotrimeric G-protein complex; cytoplasm. The record is from RefSeq and is a predicted model, not a curated record. Gene Ontology annotation, molecular function: G protein-coupled receptor binding; GTP binding; G-protein beta/gamma-subunit complex binding. Gene Ontology annotation, biological process: sensory perception of chemical stimulus; adenylate cyclase-activating dopamine receptor signaling pathway.
UCCACAGGUAAAAUUAUUGAAUUUUCUUUUGCCGUUUCCAAUAAAAGUUGUUUUAAUGUUGGGAGUGACUGAUGGAUGGUGGUUGUCUGUCUGCAGUGGACAUGGGCUGUCUAGGAGGGAAGACGGAGGAAGAACGACUGGACGAAAAAGCCAAACGGGAAGCCAACAAGAAGAUAGAGAGACAGCUGCAGAAAGAGCGGCAAGCGUACAAAGCCACACACCGACUACUACUGCUAGGAGCAGGGGAGUCGGGUAAGAGCACUAUCGUCAAGCAGAUGAGGAUUCUCCACGUGGAUGGUUUCAAUGCUGAAGAGAAGCAGCAGAAGAUUCAAGACAUCAGGAAGAAUGUGAAGGAUGCCAUUGUGACCAUAGUGUCUGCCAUGAGCAUGUUGACUCCGCCCAUUCCUGUUGGUAACCCUGCCAACCAGUUCAGAAUUGACUACAUCAAAGGCAUCGCACCGCUGUCUGACUUUGAAUACACCGAGGAUUUCUUUGAGCAUACUCAGAAGCUUUGGGAGGAUGAAGGCGUGAAGGUGUGCUACGAGCGCGCCAACGAGUACCAGCUGAUUGACUGCGCUAAGUACUUCUUGGACAGGUUAGACUCAGUCAGAAGGGCCGACUACACCCCUACUGACCAGGAUUUGCUCCGCUGCAGAGUUCUCACUUCAGGGAUUUUUGAAACCCGCUUCCAAGUGGACAAAGUCAACUUUCAUAUGUUUGAUGUAGGAGGACAGAGGGAUGAACGCAGGAAGUGGAUCCAGUGCUUCAAUGACGUGACGGCUAUCAUCUUUGUAGCAGCGAGCAGCAGCUACAACAUGGUGAUCCGAGAGGACAACUCCACCAAUCGACUGCGGGAAUCCCUCGACCUUUUCAGAUCCAUUUGGACCAACAGGUUUCUGAAGACAAUUUCAGUUAUUUUGUUCCUGAACAAACAAGAUGUUCUUGCUGAUAAAAUACUGGCAGGGAAGUCCAAACUGGAGGAUUAUUUCCCGGAAUACGUCAACUACACUGUUCCUCCAGAUUCUGUUCCAGACACGGAUGAGGACGCCAGGGUGACCAGAGCCAAAUUUUUUAUCAGAGAUGAGUUUUUGAGGAUCAGCACAGCAAGUGGCGAUGGCAAACACUACUGCUAUCCUCACUUCACGUGCGCGGUCGACACAGAGAACAUCCGCCGUGUCUUUAAUGACUGUCGUGACAUCAUCCAGAGAAUGCACCUGCGGCAAUACGAGCUGCUCUGAAUGACUGACUGUGGCCUUUCUCUUUCUGGAUCAAGCCAGUCAUUAUUUAUAUAUAUACACACACACACACACCGAUAUAUUAGUUAUUAAUGAUUGUUGUGAGUAGUAAAUGCUGCCUUCUAGACUGCUGGUACAUUUUAAUGCCUAAUUAAAAGUAAACAAAUAAUGACUGAUGACCACAAUAAGUGUGUUUAGUACGAGACUAGUGGCUAAAAUGAAACAGCAGAUUCCUAAAAACAACACACUUGUCAUAUAUGGCGUGCUUUUUUCUGACAAUGUGGGCCCCAGACCUAUUUUAACCCUAUUCUGGGGGUAAAAACAAAACUUCGCAGCUGUCUUGAAUACACCAUGUCAUGUGAUACAUCAACUGUGUUUCAUAUUUUAGCUUGUAACAAGGGUACUAUACAUAAUCGUAGCGAAAACACUACAUAUGUGAAUUAAAAAAAAUAAUUUGUCAAAUUGUCUGCCUUUCUGGUCAAUAAAAUA